GACGCAGGCCGGAAGUGUGCGAGCGCGAAGGGAGAAGCUUGAGUGGCUGCGGCUCACACUUCCGGCCAGUGCGUCGACGUCGGCCGGCUGAAAAGGGCGCCGCUUGGGGGUCUUCCGCCGCCGCUUUACGCGCUCCGCUCGUUCCCGGGCGCUCAUUUUCCUCUCUCCUCGCCGUAGGCCGUGACGACAUGAGCAGCAAAGAAGGGUCAGGAGGGUUCAGGAAAAGGAAGCAUGACAAUUUCCCACAUAACCAGAGAAGAGAAGGGAAGGAUGUUCAUUCAUCUUCACCCGUGAUGUUGGCCUUCAAAUCAUUUCAACAGGAACUUGAUGCAAGACAUGACAAAUAUGAGAGACUCGUGAAACUUAGUCGGGAUAUAACUGUUGAAAGUAAGAGGACAAUUUUUCUCCUCCAUAGGAUUACAAGUGCUCCUGAUAUGGAAGAAAUACUCACUGAAUCAGAAAUGAAAGUGGAUGGCGUCAGACAGAAGAUACUGCAGGCGGCCCAAGAGCUCUCAGGGGAAGACAUGCAUCAGUUCCACAGAGCCAUGACCACAGGCAGCCACGACUGUGUACCACCUGCAGCAUCUUAUCGGAGGAGACGGCUGUCACGGAGACCGGGCUACCUGAGGAGCACAGCUGGGCCCCAGACCGCGUUCCUCUCCCCGGCGGUGGGCACUCCGUGCCAGGCCCAGGGAGGGGCGUACGGUGAGGAGUCCCAGCACUCUGAGUCCAGGGCUGGACUGUGUGGCCUUGAGCCUGGAGGCCGGUGGCGCGGUCCUUCUGCUAGGAGCCGUGUUCCCAAGAGCGUCGCAGCCUCGGCUCUGACCUCCGCGGGCCACCGAGGCCUGGCUCUGACGGCCGGGAGAGGGACCCCAGGGCUCUUUGGGAUUCAGCUCAGAGCUGGCACCCCCCAACCCAACCGGCUAACCAGGUCGUGUGGCCCUGCGGACGCCGGGCGUCAGGGGGAGCUUCCAUCCAUGGACAGCUGCGCGGCCCCGAGCCCUAGCCGGGAAGCAGCCCGUGGUGAAGGAGCACGGGGCACUCGGACCAAAGGCUGCCUGUCCCCGGACGAGGUGAGCGGCACCAGCUGCAGCCUCAGAAGCGGCCCCAAGGCCCCCACCGCCCCCACCAGCUCUCAGGACGUCUUUACCUCCAGCUUUAGUUUCAUUCGCCUCUCCCUGGGCUCUGCGGGGGAGCGCGGAGAAGCAGAGGGCUGCCCGCCGUGCAGAGAGGCCGAGGGCCCUCGUCAGAGCCCGGAGGAGGCGGAGGCCAAGGCCGCCAGCGUGGACGGGCCCCACGAGCACCCUCGGCUGCACUCGCCCACGUUCACUCUCAAGGCUCCUCGGGGCCUGGCAGAUGCUGCGCAGACCGCGGAGGGCAGCUGCGGGCUGCAGCGAGAGAUGCUUCCGUGGCUGGACCGGGGUGCUGCCUCCGCCUGCUCGCCGGAUCCCGCGUGCUCGGGCGGCUGCCGCCCGGGGGACCCUCGCCGUUGGGACACUCUGCUCAGCAAACUGGAGCCCGCGCUGCUGCACUGCCUGCAGGGCCAGCGGAGGCGGCUGGAGGUAAAAUCCUUAAGAUUAAAGCUUCAGAAACUUCAGGAAAAAGCAGUUGAGGACGAUGAUUAUGAGAAGGCCGAGAUGAUCCAACGGAGAUUAGAGGACCUGGAGAAAGAGAGAGGCAGCCUGAACUUUCAGCUUCCUUCGAGGCAGCCGGCCCUUAGUGGCCUCCUGGGCCACCUGGGGGCUGUCCUGCGCCGGGGGGCUCAGCGGGCUGGCGGGGAUGACAGCCAAGCCCAGCUCAGAGUGGAAGCCAAGACCGUGGAACCCACCACUCAGGACAACCUGCGUGUGUCUGUCACCAGGCGAGACUGGCUUCUCCAAGAAAAGCAACAGUUGCAGAAGGAGAUCGAAGCCCUCCAGGCCAGGAUGUCUGUGCUGGAAGCAAAAGAGCAGCAGCUGAGGCAGGAGAUAGACGAGCAGGAGCAGCUCCUCCCGUGGCAGGGCUGCGACCUGAGCCCCCUGCUGGGCGGGCUGACCCCGCGCGAGCUGCAGGAGGUCCACGACACCUUGCGGGACACCCUGGCCUCAGCCAGCCGGGUUCCCCUGCGUGCAGAGCCGCCCGAAGCCAUAAGAAGCCUCCAGGAAGGGAUAAAAUCCCUCAACUUGUCACUUAAAGAAAUCACUGCUAAGGUGUGUAUGAGCGAGAGACUCUGCAGCACUCUGAGGAAGAAGCUUAACGACAUUGAAAUCCAAAUGCCGGCGUUGCUGGAAGCCAAAAUGCUUGCCAUAGCAGGAAACCAUUUCUGUACGGCUAAGGAGCUCACGGAGGAGAUCAGAUCCUUAACAUCUGAGAGGGAAGGGCUGGAGGGACUUCUCCACAAGCUGUCGGUGCUGAGUUCAAGGAACGUCAAAAAGUUGGGAAAUGUUGAAGAAGAUUACAACAGACUGAGAAGAGAACUGGACCACGGGAGAACUGCCUAUGAAACGAGCGUGAAGGAGAGCGCUACGAAGUAUAUGGAGGUGCUGGAGGACAAACUGUGCAGCUGCAAGUGUCCGCUGCUUGGAAAAGUGUGGGAAGCUGACUUGGAAGCUUGUCGGUUGCUUAUCCAGAGCCUGCAGCUCCAGGAGGCCAGGGGCAGCCUGUCUGCAGAGGACGCGAGGCAGGUGGAUGACUUAGGGGGAGGUACUUGUACAACAUCUCUGGCCACCCCCCACAGGCUCCACUCUGAAGAUGAGAGGAAGACCCCUUUGCAAGCAUGUGAAGAAUGGAAGGUGCACCUGACCCCCUCUCCUCACUGUGCUGGCAGUGAACAGAAAGAGGACUCCUACAUCCUUUCUGCAGAACUUGGAGAAAAAUGCGAAGCCAUAGGCAAGAAGUUAUUGUACCUAGACGAUCAGCUUCACACAGCGAUCCACAGUCACGAUGAAGACCUCAUUCAGUCUCUCAAGAGGGAGCUCCAGAUGGUGAAGGAGACUCUGCAGGCCAUGAUCCUGCAGCUCCAGCCGGCAAAGGAGGUGGGAGAGAGGGAGCCCGCUGCUUCCUGUGUGACAGCUGGCAUCCAGGAGUCACAGGCCUGAGGCGUGACAGGAUGGGGGAAGGAGGAACAGUGAUGCUCCUGUCUUCAUUUGGAUCCAGGGACACCGAACGAUCUCUGUCAUUUCCCGAAGUCACACUGGCAUUCCUGGGAGGCACCUGCUUCUUUGCUAAGCCUUCUGUGCUGUGUGGCGCUUCCGUCUUCCAUCAGAAGAUGCCCCUGCUUAAGCCAGCAAGUGGCCAGGGUCCAGGGAAUGAAGCAAAAGCACAACAUGAAUUUUCUCAUUGUGUUUCUGACAGUUUUCUGCUGAGCAUUAAAAAAUACACUAUACGUAUUUUAAGACGUAUAAUUAGUUUGUUCCAGGAGUGUUUGGUUUUUCAAUAAUAGAGCAAAUGCCUAAAUUAUUUAUAAUCAUGUCUAAAAAAAUAUUAUGUACAAGUCACAUGGCACAUGGAAUUCUUGAGUCCUUGAAUUAAUUCCAGUGAAGCAAAAUUUGGGACGAGUCAAGACUGUCUCUAAUAAAUCCCUACUUUGACAAGCGUUGUUUUAACAAGCCCCACAAGACAUCUUAACAGUCACUAACCCGAGCGUUUUCUAUUACUCAGGUAUCAUCAUGAAUAAUUCUGAGAGGUCAUUAUGCCUUGAAAAUUCUAGAAGCUAAUUACUGUCUGAGUGUGCCCCAAAUAAGGGGUCUCCAGUGCCUCCAGUGGGCAGUGUGCCCAUUUCCUUGUUGAGACCCUGACCCAGGCAGGUGAAUGAUGCUUUAACUACAAGCUCAGCUCAUCCGCAGUCUAUGCUGUUGUCAGAGGCAGCCAGGAAGCCUGCCCGAGGCCAGGGUGUUUCCUCUGACCCUCUGACCUUCUCAGGACAAGCCCCUCUUCAGUCACUGUGACCCUAGAAGACCCAGGACUGUACAUCUCAAACCCUAGGGCAGUGUCUGCAGAGCAACCUCAAAAGAGAUGAGAGCUUGAAUCUAAAAGCAGCAAAGCAAUAAGGACACAAAUCCAAGCUUUCGUGGAGACAAUCAAGACCACAAGCAAAGGUGCAGGUGGAGAAUGAUGGCUUUGGGUCUGAGUCCACUGUGGCCCGUGCGAGAGAACAGAUGAGAUAUUACAGGGUCCUCCGUGCUGAGAUGCCGGCAUCCAAAUGGCCACUUAUGCACUUCCUCCAGCCCGACUUAGCGGGGCGUCUUCCGAGUCAGUAACAGUCCUGGUUCCUUCCUACGUCCUGAAAUUUCAACAUCAUAAUGAUCUUCCUCAAAUCAAGUUAACGUGUAACGUUGGGAGCUUUUCUUCCUGGGCAGUAGGGCUGGUUUCCCCGCCCCAGGAGCAUGGAGAGGCUCACAUGGGGGCGCUGGGACUGUCCUAAGACCUUUCUAAUCAUUAUCGCCUUUAAUCCUCAUUUCAGUCUUACAGGGUGGGUGUUUGUAGUUGGUGAAAUUGAGCCUUAGGAGACUGCUAAUGUACCCCACAGCACGGAGGUGGAGGGCAGUGGACUGGCAGCGGCAUUUGGGGACAGGUAGAAUGCUUCUAACUGUGUUCUUCCUAGCGUACUUGUAAUGUCUUUUGGGGACUAUGAGCCAUGGAGCAUAUUUGCUCGCUUAAGAACACAUGUUGGGGGCAGGGGUGUAUAGCUCAGUGGUAGAGCACGUGCUUAGCAUGCACGAGGUCCUGGGUUCAAUCCCCAGUCCCUCCAUUAAAAAAAAAAAUAAAAAGAACACAUGUCCACCUUGGGAAUCCUGCCUUGAGAAUCAGAGAAUCUGAGCCUACCACCCAUCACCGUCCUCACCAAUCGUUCAUUCCCCAUCCACCUCAAACGCCAUGCCAGGAACAACCACUUACUGCCUGACAUCAUGCAGAUUUUCUUGAAAAUCCCCAUCCAAUUGGUAUUUUUCAGAAAGCAUUUCAGGAAGCAACAUUGUGCCCAUUGGUUAAUGCCUCCUUGUAUAAACGAUUUGAUACUCAUGUUUAAUAACCUCACCUUAUCUAAUCUUUGAAUUUUAUUAUAUAAUUUAUUACUUCAUGAAAUUUACUUUUCGUUAUGUGAAAUUAAAACUGUGAUCCAAGCCAUGGUUGGAUAUUUAACAUUUUUCUUUUGACUUCUAGGAUGUGGGUGAUAGAAACAUUUUUAUCACCUUGACUCAUCUCAUCUUUCUGUUCCAGGACGAUUCAUUGUACAGUUACUUACAUCACACGAAAUGUUUCUAAUAAAGCAGUGCUAAAAAACUGUGUAUGUGUUUACUUUCAGAUCUCAACCAGUCAGGAAGCAGUGGAAUUUUCUAUUCCAGACCCUUUGAGGAAGUUGAAAAUAACAUUAUCACUAAGUGUUCAGAAAGACUCAUGUAUAACCAAUCCACUAUCUUCAUGUUUUCCAGUCUUUGUACAAAAACAGAUUUUCACCAAACUGUAGCCAGCCUUUUUUUUUUAUUCUGUUUUUUAUGCUUAACAUUAUGGUAUUUUCCAUUUUUCUACAGAAUCGUUAUAAUCAUUGUAUCUGUUGCUGCAUAAUAUGCUAUCAAAUUGAUCCACUAUCGUUUAGGUAUUGCUAUGUAAAUGGCAUUGAGUCUUUCCAAUAUUUUGCUAUUAUAGAUAAAGCUGCAACCACAUCUUCAUGCAUAUGGCCUUUUCUUUCCAUUGAAUUAUGUCCCUAGGGGAAAUUCCCAGGAGUGAGAAUGCCGAAAUAAAAGGUAAGAGAGAGUGCCACUUUUUUUUUUUGAAGUUUUUAUUCUGUCAUCACUUAUUUCUUCUUUUUUUUUUUUGGCAGGGGCGGGGGAUCACUAGGUUUAUUUAUUUAUUUUAAUGGAGGUGCUGGGGAUUGAACCCAGGACCUCGUGCGUGCUAGGCAUGCACUCUACCCCUGAGCUGUACCCUCCCCCUCCACCCUACUGUGAGUACCACAUUUGAAAUGGAACAUGCAUUAGAGAGCAAACUGAAGGUAACAGCCAGCCCCGCAAGCAGCCCCCUCCUCUGCUGGCGGGACUCCCAGCCAGCUAGUGAUUGGUUCAGUUGGUUUUUUGGUGUUUCCUCUCAUGAAUAUACCCACGAUCACCGCAUCAGGCAAAUCACAGAUGCACAGUUUCUACCAUUAAAAUGAGCAGUGUGGAGCCUGCAGCCCCAUUUCACUGAUCUCCUUCACUGCUGCUCUUGUUGGUCUGAGGCCACGCUGUUUUGUCUCCAGAUAACAUGUGCCGAGUCACACAAGGAUCCAGGAUUUAAAGACCACAAAGUUUUUCCACUUUGCCAGCUGUCUUCUUGAACUUUUGUUUGAACUUUUGCAAAAUGAAGAUGAUAAUAAUAAAGCCAGCCAUUCAAGGGUGUGGAAAAACCCAAAGUCAAUGUAUAGGAAAGGCUUUUUAAAAAUAAAGCAACAGAUACAGGCAUUUAAAAAUGAGGAAUCUAAAAAAAAAAGAGAGAAAAAAUGACACAAAUGAACAUAUUUACAAAACAGAAACAGACUCACAGACAUAGAAAGCAAACUUAUGUUACCAGGGGAGAAAAAGGGUUGGGAAGGGAUAAAUUGGGACCUCAAGAUUUGCAGAUACUAACUACUAUAUAUAAAAUAAAUAACAAAUUGAUACUGUAUAGCAUAGGGAACUAUAUUCAAUAUCUCAUAGUAACCUAAUAAUGAAAAAGAACUUGAAAAGGAAUAUCUGUAUGUAUAUGUAUGACUGAAACACUAUGCUGUACACCAGAAAUUGACACAACAUUGUAAACUGACUGUAU
Camelus dromedarius (Arabian camel) is the source of this 6756-nucleotide messenger RNA. RefSeq names its product translin associated factor X (gene TSNAX). The record is from RefSeq and is a predicted model, not a curated record. Gene Ontology annotation, molecular function: RNA binding; sequence-specific DNA binding; RNA endonuclease activity. NCBI's taxonomy places the organism in Eukaryota, Metazoa, Chordata, Mammalia, Artiodactyla, Camelidae. Gene Ontology annotation, cellular component: mitochondrion; centrosome; microtubule. The transcript has 17 exons. The coding region runs from base 189 to 3077 and encodes 962 amino acids. Gene Ontology annotation, biological process: neuron migration; cilium assembly.